Gymnodraco acuticeps is the source of this 2645-nucleotide messenger RNA. It is a transcript of the gene sumo3a, whose product is annotated as small ubiquitin like modifier 3a. The transcript has 4 exons. Gene Ontology annotation, molecular function: protein tag activity; ubiquitin-like protein ligase binding. The coding region runs from base 145 to 429 and encodes 94 amino acids. Gene Ontology annotation, cellular component: nucleus. Gene Ontology annotation, biological process: protein sumoylation. NCBI's taxonomy places the organism in Eukaryota, Metazoa, Chordata, Actinopteri, Perciformes, Bathydraconidae. The record is from RefSeq and is a predicted model, not a curated record.
CUCGGGUCCAAUCGUUUCAUUAUAACUUCGGUCCAAAGCGCGCACCCGACAGCGGAGGAAAAGAGAGCACAGAAGGCGGCAGAGAGACAAAUAUAGCCCAAUUAACCGAUUAUUUUGAACCCCAGCACACAAAAUACAGCCAGGAUGUCAGAGGAAAAGCCAAAGGAGGGAGUAAAGACUGAGAACGAUCACAUCAAUCUUAAGGUUGCAGGGCAAGAUGGGUCGGUGGUCCAGUUCAAAAUCAAAAGACACACACCGCUCAGCAAACUGAUGAAGGCAUACUGUGACCGACAGGGUCUCGCAAUAAGGCAGAUCAGGUUCAGGUUUGACGGCCAGCCUAUCAAUGAGACGGAUACACCUGCACAGCUGGAGAUGGAAGAUGAAGACACCAUAGAUGUUUUCCAGCAGCAGACAGGCGGACACUGCUAAGCCUCCACCCCACCACCACCCUAAUUGACGGCCACCCUCAGACCACACCCUCAGCCACCUUCACUGUCCCUCCCCUUCCCACCGCUCCUCUCAGCCUACUAUUAUUAUCUUUAUUAUUAUUAUUAUUUCAGUUGAGAUAUCUGUCAUGGUUCUUCGUCAGGUGUGUGAGGGGAGGGGGCCCCUCAGCUGUUUAUGUACUGUCACAGCCAGGACUGAACUUUUGUGCGUGUCAACAGUCUCUCUGCUGGCCAAUCAGGACAACCUUUCCUUCUGACACCGCAGGCUGCGAUUGGACCAUCAGCGCGUCACAUGUGUUCCUGGUUUGUCAGUGCUUCUCAUUCACUCCAGUGAAAGCUUAGUAUCUGGUAUAUUGUCACAGUUUUCAUCCAUCAGGGUCGAAUGCAAGUUUUUGUCCGGGGUCACACUCAGUAGGCAUGGAAAUGUUGUGAAGUGGAAGCACCAUCUGAACUUAAUACACACCCGCCUUCCAUUUCACUUCGCUUUCAUGUGUGUUUUUUUUUAUAUCUGAACGGUGACUCCUGCUCUUCUGUCAAGAAAGGUAUUUUGAUUCUCUGCAUUUUAGGUGCUUUCGCUUAAGAGUUCUGCAAUGUUUGUUUGUUUUUUAAUUGUCUUUUAACAAUUACCAUGCAGGAGGCUUGUUGAUUUUCUGUAUACAGAAGUCUCAGAGUGGAUGUUAGAUUAAGUUUUGGGGCUUGGACCAAUACUCCAAAGAAUGAACUUCUGUUUUAUAUUUGAUGUACUUGGAUCACUGUAGAAGCAAAUUGCAAGGUCUAACCCGUCACAUUUUAAGGGAGUUUGUAUUUAAUUCAUGUUAUUUGCUUCCUUUUUCAUUGAGAAAUCUUCUCUGGGUAUCCGUGGUUCAGACUUUUAUUCGCUCAUCCAGACAAAAGCCUGUUUAAGUGAGGGAAAUGUUAUUUAUCCUUUGCUGGAACUGGUUGUGGUCUAUCUUUGUAACGAUGGUCUCUUAAUGUGGAAUACAUGACUUGUCUUCCCCCUUUUUCUGAUUAAGCUGGUCAAUGGCCAGUCCCUAAUGGUAUUCUUACAAUUGGCUCUGCUUGUGUGUUUUACAUUUUGGGGGUAAUAACUGGAAGGUUGUUACUCAAUGCUGUUCUUGAGUCUGCAUUGUCUUUGAGAAUGUAGACUCAUGAGAAAACUGAUUCUAAAUGUUUUUGAAGAAAAGCAGCUCCUAGUUUGAGAGCGGAUAUCCAAUAAAAGUCAGUUUCUGCCAACUCAUUUUGAAGACACUUUUCACUGCUUUGUCAGAAAUCAACCUAUUUUCUUUUGUUUAAACGCUUAAGGCAAUCGGUUCAAAAGCCUGACUUCAGAUCUGCAAACAAUCUUAGGUGGUGAUGAGUUUGUUGCAAAUUGGGAGGGCAACCAAUGCAGUUUGGGAGAUAAUUGUUCUGUACCCACAUGGCCCCGUUCUUCGUACACCAUUACAUGAGAUUGCUUGUAAUUGUUGAUGCCCUGACCUGAAUUUGGGUGUCUCAGUUCAGUCGGGAAAAUAUGUUUUUUGAAGCAAGUAGUCCACAAGAUUAUUUUCAGAGUGAGUUGGAUCAUGACAAACCAUUUUUAAAUAUUCCAAAUGUAAUUUGUUUUCGGAAUUUCAUGUGUUCAAGUCGCCGCAAGAUACGUUUCCAUAACCUUGGAUGUAGUUUUGCUCAGCCACACUAGAAAGGAGCUUUCUUUUUUUCGGUAAUUAAAUUGUAGUCCAAAUCAUGUGUCAGCUGUAUUUUUGUAUGCAUUCUAUAUGAAUAAAAACUAAAUGCCAAACAUUAAACGUUUUUAAUUAACAUAUAACAUCACUGUUUGAAAAGCUUGACUGUUGACACAUGCUCAAAUGUUCACUAACACAUUUUAAGGACAAACUGUCAUCCUUCCUACAGUGAUUAACAAGCAUUUGACAAGCUAGGUUGGUACAGAGUUUUUUUUGUUGUCAAGCACAUCAAGUAUUGGUCCUGGUUUUAGCUUUUCAUUCACAAAAAAAGCAGAGUUAUCAGGACAGCCUUCCACUUGCAUUUGAAGAACUUAGUUAGCAGGACUAAGAUAUGUUAAGCUUGGCUAACAUGAGCUAAGCCUUGUCAUGUACGAAGAACUGGGCCCGCGUCUUGUCAUGCUAUUUGUUUCUCUACUGAUUUGUACAUUAUUUGUGGUCUUUUACUACUGUAUACAAUAAAUAUAGUUUGGUACUCAGA